Molecule: messenger RNA, 933 nt
Organism: Bradysia coprophila
Lineage: Eukaryota; Metazoa; Arthropoda; Insecta; Diptera; Sciaridae
Product: 3'-5' exonuclease Snipper-like
Molecular function (GO): 3'-5'-RNA exonuclease activity; nucleic acid binding
Source: RefSeq, a predicted model, not a curated record
UCGGUCGUAUUUCAACUCUCCGUGGCAGAGAUAUUUACUAUCACACAAACCAACGCAAGAACACAAUUGCACUCGAUUUUUAAAACAUAAUAGUUGUCGUAUAGCUGAAAGAGGAUCGUGUGUCUGGUGUUUAUUCAAAGUGCGAAUGUGUUAACGCCUAACAUUUUUUCGUAAUUUGAUCCAGCACAAAAUAUCAACCGAACAGUUUGCUAUUUCAUUUCUUUAGCAGUACAUCGAGAGUGUCAUGGCUGAGUAUUUGAUUUGUCUUGACUUUGAGGCAACUUGUUACCCCUCCAAAAAUCAACGAAAUAAAGGAUGGUAUCAGGAAAUCGUCGAUAUCGGAGCCGCAUUGAUAAAUCUGAAUGACGGUGAUAUCGAAAGCGCAUUUCAAUGCAACGUAAAUACAACUGAGUUCUUCCUAACCUAUGGUUGCAAGAAAAAAUUGGGUUUGGAUCAAGACUAUCUUGACGGUUGCCCCACGCUUCCAUCUGUGCUCGGUCGUUUUUGUAAAUGGACGAAAUAUCUUCGAGAUGAGCAUGAUUUGAUUAUGCCAUGGAACAGUCGUUCGGACUAUGAAAACACGUACUUUUGCACAUGGUCCAAUAUGGAUUUGGGCUACUUUCUGCCGAACGAAUGUAGCCAAAAAAACAUUUCCUAUGCGAACUAUUUGAAGUACUGGAUAAAUGGACAGGAAAUAUUUAAUGAAUAUAUUUUCGGGAGAAAUGCGAAACUUCAUGACGCUGCAGACUAUGUGGGAACAAAGAUUGUUGGUGAUGCACAUGGUGCGGCCGAUGAUGCUAAGACUCUUGCGUAUCUGAUGCACGAUAUUUUCGACAAUAAUAACGUGAAUUUCGAGGUGAAAAGUUGCCGUUAAAUAUGUGAAAUAUUCAGACGAAAAACCGGAAGUUGUGCUCGAAGCACAGUGAAAAUUCU